Molecule: messenger RNA, 2940 nt
Organism: Rotaria sordida
Lineage: Eukaryota; Metazoa; Rotifera; Eurotatoria; Philodinida; Philodinidae
Source: the annotation of a GenBank genome assembly
CAAUUUGAACUUUUCGCCUUGAUUAACCCUAAGAAAGCCGUUUUUUUUCUAUAACUUGAUUUCUAUUGGUCACUGCUCAACCAAUAAUAUUUCGAGGCAAGUGGAGUACGGAUUCAAGUUCUCCGCCCCAGAAAACCUUAAAGUAUCAACUCUAUGAUCGUAAGAUAGAGCUCGAAUUGUGAGUCAAUUAGAUUGUGGACAAAAACGGAACCCAUUUCCCUUUAAUUAUCUUUGUAAUAGGUGAGUUAGCCUUCUUGUUACUUUAUGUUUUAUAUACCAUUUUGUAGCUCGUGAAAUUCUCUAUCGAAAGGUAUAUAAUAAUUGGGGAUUUAUUUGACUAUGAUAGGAAAAGUUGUUUACGAAAGCCAAGAUGGGUCGAUCUUCGCAUAGGAAGCCAUAGGGAAAAAAGACUAUUUUUGCAAUAACUCAGGAAGAGCUCGUCCAAUCAGGCUCAUCUUCGAACUCGACUGAGACAUUGAUGAGACUGAACUGUGUAGAAAAUUUCAUCACGAUCUGACUCUCCUUUCGAAAGUUAUCGUGUAUACGGACGGACGGACGGACGGACGGACACACUGACCGAUUCUAGUAGUGUACUCACUUUUUGAGUACACAAAAACAUGUUUCCAUAUAAGAAUCUCUGGAACACCUAGGCGCGGAGCCACCAGGGGAGCUAGGGGGAGCUGAGCUUCCCCGGAAAACUAUUGAGCUCCUCCGGAAAAUUAGCUUUCGCAGGCACUUGACUGUGAUGUCACUGUCACCGUUCGAUAUUAUUCAUCAACAAAAGUAGGGGUUCCGCAUCUCAAUUAUAUUGGCUGUCUGCCAAAGAUCAAUAGAAGAAUGUUUGAAAAGAAAAAAAGGGUCUAUGACAGUUGUGUGUAAGACAAUUGUGUGUAAGACAAUUGUGUGCAGACAAUUGUGUGUAACUUACACACAAUUGUCCAUUCACACAAUUGCCUUACACACAAUUGUCCAUACACACAAUUGUCUGCACACAAUUGUCCAUACACACAAUUGUCUGCACACAAUUGUCUUACACACAAUCGUCGUGCUCCCAAAAAAAAAGAUUCAAAUUUUAUAAUAUAUAAUCUGUUGAUAUAAACAAAUAAUCAUUUAUAAGUAGUUAUGGAACAUUAUGGAUAAAAAAAUUCCAACAAACGUAAUGCUACUAUUGAUACUUUUUUCGUAUCUAGUAAGAAAUCUCGUGAAGAAAAUAGUAGCACAAACAUCAUCUCAAAUCAGUCGUGUUCAUCAUCUUCAUUCUUACCUACUUCUUCUAUCACAUCGAACGACUUGAACUCUUCAUUUCUAUCUGAUUGUGGUUCAGUUGAUGCACGUGUAGUUCAUUCCACACAUUCAUUAUCAAGUAAAGAAAAUUCUCCAUCAAGAGCUUCAUCAAGUUCUCCAUCAAAAUCUUCAUCAAAAUCAUUUCCUGGUGAUGUGAGUCGAACAAGUCAAGAUCCACCUUCACAACCUCAUUUAGCAGUUUAUCCAAAAGAUGAAGAUAAUAGAGCAUUUCAGAUGCAAUGGUUCACAAAUCGACCCUGGUUGGAAUACUCAGUAGAAAAAGACUCAACAUUUUGUUACUAUUGUCGUCAUUUUUCACAUUUUAUUGCAUCAAGUCGUUUUACAAAAGAUGUGUUCACCGCGCAAGGCUUUAAUAAUUGGAAGCGUGCUUUGGCACAGGACAGAGGUUUUAACAAACACGUUAACAGUCAAGCACAUAUAAUGUCAACUGCAAAUUUUUUUGAAUAUCAAUCACGUCAACAAUCUGGAACAACUGUACUUAAUAUUCUUGAUAAAUCAAGAGCUGAACUAAUUCGUCAAAAUCGUAAUAAACUGAUAAAAAUUAGUUCAGCAAUUUUGUUAUGCGCAAAGCAAUGUAUAUCUCUUCGUGGUCAUGAUGAAAGUCUUGAUUCACUUAAUCGUGGAAAUCUGAUCGAGAUAUUAAAGUGGUCAUCAACAACUGAUCCAUUAGCAAAAGCUAUACUAGAAGAGAGUGCAAGUAAUGCUACUUAUUUGUCACAUCAAAUUCAAAAUGAGUUAUUGAACAUUAUGGCAAAUCAAAUACAAGAUAGAAUUUCUAAAAAACUAGCUGGAAAUGUAUAUACUUUAUUAGCUGAUGAAGCAGUAGAUGCUAGUCAUAAUAAACAAUUAUCUAUUUGGGUUCGGUUUGUUGAUGAUGAACAUGAACUUAAAGAGUAUUUCUUAGGAUUUAUUCGUCUUCAUGAUUUUGAUGCUGCUUCAUUAGCAAAAGAAAUAGCUAAUCAUUUGGUAAAGCACAAUAUUUCUAUGUCAAUGUGUAUAGCACAAUGUUAUGAUGGAGCUGCUGUAAUGUCAGGUCAAUAUAGUGGAGUUCAUGCGAUAUUACAACAAAAUUUUAUGCCAAAAGCUAUUUAUAUCCAUUGCAUGGCCCAUAGAUUGAAUUUAGUUAUAUGUCAUGUAUGUUUAGUUAUUCCAUAUAUCGAGGAGUUCUUUUCAAUUCUAUCGAAUAUUCAUAAUUAUUUCGUAUCUUCUGGUGUUACUAAUCGAUACUUUUGUGAUGCACAAAAACUUCUUAAAUUAGAUACAACAUCAAAAUUGAAAAAGUGGGGAAAUACACGUUGGGAUUCUCGGUUUAAAUCUAUUGAUGCUAUAAAAAAUAAUUUUCCAGCAAUUAUUAAAGCACUUGAAGAUUUAGUAGAGGAUGGUGGAAGUCGUGCAGUUGGUGCACGAGGUUUGCUUGUACAUAUGAAGGAAUCAAUGUUUAUAGUAGCAAUGUUUAUUUUACAUCGUUUAUUAGGACCAAUAAAAAUUCUGUCAGAUCAGUUGAAAGGAGUUUGUGUUGAUCUUGGUUCAGCAAAGAAUCUUAUAUCAACACUUUAUGAACAAUUAAAUGAUAUGAAAAAUGAGAAAUCAUUUAAGGACAUAUUAGGUGAUAAAAUGAUCAACAACAAAAAAUGA